This is a messenger RNA of Klebsormidium nitens, 4196 nucleotides long. Lineage: Eukaryota; Viridiplantae; Streptophyta; Klebsormidiophyceae; Klebsormidiales; Klebsormidiaceae. The record is from the annotation of a GenBank genome assembly.
AUGGGGCCAAAGACCAAAAAUUCCAAAGGCUUGGAAACCAAAAAGCAAGCAGAUCGAACCUUCCGACGGCAGCAAAUCCGCCUCCUGGUAGAUGCGGCAAAAGAUUACUACGGGAUGUUGCGAUCUGAUCCUGACCUUCAUAUUUACCAAAAGCUUUACUGCCUUGACGAAGGACUUAAGCACAUUCUGGACACCGUUUUGAACGUGGGUACAGGCAUUCUUGCGGACGAAUUGCAGUAUGACACAUCAGUCGAGCAGGUCGAGGAGUAUGGCACGCCUAGGCGACCUACCAGUCAGCUGGAGGCUCAGCAAACUCCACCUAAGACCACCCCCCAUGCCGCGGUUGUAGCACAAGCGUCGAGACCACACUUCGGCAGCUACGACUCUGACGAGGAGGACCUGGAACAUGGCUGGACACCUCGCCAACACACCGCACGGCUCCCGCGCCUUGCUAACAAAAUCCAGGCCGCAUUUGAGGCGGUGGCCCGGACACCGGAGCGAGCGCCCCCCAUGCUGACAACAGUCAGGACUGAUCCGCGAUCUCAAAACAACGACGGACUGGUUGGAGUUAGAACCUGGAAACGAAGCUUCCACGACGUUGUCGCCUUGUCCAAGGGGCCUGAAGAUGUUCAAGGUCAACCACAAACAAGCGGCAGUACUGCUAGGGAGGCGCAGGGGGUUCAAGGCCAGACAGCACCCCGUCGACAGAACGUGCAAGAACAGCAGGCCCCUGUCAGCGAUGCGCGACUCGCACCGGAGAUUCUCAAUGGCGGAGUCGGUCUCACCUUCUCUGCUGCCAUUCCGCCUGCUGCCAUGGGGACGGAGAGGCGCACCGCCAACCAGGACGCAGAAGCGGUUGUCGCUGAGAUCAUCACCAAGGUCAACAGCGCGGUCCUUGGGAGACGCAAGCUGACGACCACGAGCAAGAUUGCGGACGGUUUGGACGGGGCGGCAAGAGCGGACGACGUCCUGCACGUUGUCAAAGAAAGAAUGAGCGACCACGUCAAGUGGCACACGGCCAUGGGGCCAUUUGGAACUAUCCUGUGGCCUAAAACUCAGGAUGCGGUGGAGCUGCUGCACAAAGAUUGGCACUUUCACGAUCGAGAGAUCCAUCGGUUGAUGAAGGAGCUUCACGGAUUGCGGGAGCAGUUGGACGCUUCAAAAGCGCCGGACAUGGCAACGCUGGCCGUCGAGCUGAACAAGCUAGUGCGCGAGGAGGUAAAACGGCUCCGUGGUCCUGCGUACAAUGGGGGCGAGGGGCAGCCAGGGUUCGACAUCAGCAAACUCGACGUGCACGAGGAGAUGCAAAAGUUCGACCCAAAGCUCCUCGACGUGCUAGAGCGCCUUACCUGGAACGAAGCGGCGAACGGGCGGGGGGGCUCUGGAGCGGUGCCGUCGGUCGGGAGCUGUUCCGGCCAAUCCAAGCUGCUCCUGCAAGGAAGCGACUCGCAUGAAGGAAAGCUAUUUAAGCUUCGGACUUUCUUUGCGCUUUGCGUCCUCAUAUACGCAACUAACCCGCAGGCAAAACACCCCUUCCAGCUAGCCCUCACCGACGUCGUAGAGAGCAUGAGCAGCUCCCCCUCACUGAUCGCUGUCCUAAACCACCUCGGCGUUACGACCAGCAAAUCCACCCUCGACCGGUACAUCUACGAGCUCUCCCACGUGGUCGUGAGCGUGGACAACGUCGACAAGGUUGCGGGAGGAGUGAAGCACGACGGCAAAGAGGCCGUCGACUUCCACGGGGUCACGGUUCAAUUGCACUGCAAAGCGUCAAUCAGACGACGCGCGGCGGCGGCAAGGAUUCCGCCACCUUCUACGGAGCCGCAAAGCAAUAUUGGGCGACAGAACCGGAGAUCUAGGAGUCUCACCGAGAGGGUCGGCCGUGGCGCGCCGCCAGCGACGGGGUCAGCAGCAACGGGGGAGAGUGGGAACGGGGAGGAGGGCGCCGAGGGGAGUGAAGCAGCCGCUCAGGCGGAGCCGUCCGGGGGUGUCAAAAGCGCCGUCCUCGAUGGCGCUGGAACCCACUACCACGGUCCCUUUGCCGACCUGCAUGGGAACAAGACGGCGUCAGAAACUCUAAACCUGACAGCUGACGAGGCUGCAAGCAGCAGUAGCUUCGACAAGCGACUGUUCAGGAACGUCCUCCGCCGCGAGAGAACUACAGAGAAAGGGGUAAAGAGGCCCAGCUUAAGGGACGAGAUGGCGUCAGCAACUGAUCAGCCAACACUCCCGGAGCAGUCGAAGAUUGUGUACGUAGCCACGUACGACUUGAAGGUUAGCAACAAAGAGGAGUUGACGGAGUGUUUGUGCCGAGUUAAGAGCGCCAUGGAGAUUGGCAUCCGGCAACCGUACUUGCUGGUGGUGGGCGACCAGCAGGCCUGGGCUCUGAUGGUGGACAUAAAGAACGACAUGCCCGGAGACUUUGCCUGGUUAUACCCGUUCCCCGGCGAUUGGCACACGCUGAUGAACGCCCAGCCCAUAUUCAAAAGGAUCUUUUUCGAUGCGGGGCUGGACAAGCUGGCGGGAAAGAUGGGGUAUGCAGAAGGGGCGGUCCAAACAAGCCUCAAAGAUGGGCGGAACUUUCGAAGGAACAACUUGUUCCUGAUAGAGUGCUGGGAGGCCAUGUAUCGGAAGAUGAUCCAGCUGUUUCUGGAGGGCAAGGGGUACGCCCCUGAUGGGGCAGGGGCAACCGUGGAGGCCACGUUCAGGGGGUUGAAGCAAGAUUGGGAACCGGAGGAGCGAACCCCACGACACGAACUGAUGCCACAGUCCCCAAGUGCUGGCGGCAGCGCGGAAGGACUUGGACGGUUUGGAGGAGGAAUUCCGGUCCUAGGGCGAGGCGCUGCAGGAAGGAAACAAAACCUGGGCUUUUGGUGGCGCUUUGUUAUGGUGGACAUGAAGGCGUACAUAUCCCUGUGGCUAGCUAUUAGGACUGAGGACUGGGAUCUGCGCGUCGCGGCCUACAAGCUGCUGGGCCCCCUGUUCCGAGCCUACGAUAGGACGCACUACCAGCGGCUGAUACCUCUCCACCUCGCGCACCUCCAGCAGCUGCCCCCCGAGAUUUCCGGCGCUUUAAAGCAGGGACUGUGGACCGUCAGCCUAAAAGGACGUCCCUACAAAAGCCUGGCGCUCGAUGAAGCGCACGAGACGCUCAUCAACCGGGACCUGAAAAUGUCUAUGAAUCGACCGCCCACUGCCGCCUCUCUUAGCACCAACUAUCUAAACUUUAGGAGCGUGACCCUCAAGAUCUUCAAAGUCCAAGUCAGCUGCGGCCGUCGGAAUACAGUCAGGCUCCCCCGUGCACCAGACUUAGGGGCGCACCAAAACUCUGAAACAAACAUACAGGGGGCGGUAGAACUCUUAGGGUCUAGCUCCCUCUCACCUGUUCCCUCGGAUGCACAUCCGGGCGACAAGCUGUGGCACCUUUUCAGCGGAAAGGAAGCCCGUCGCCAAUCCGAAGACGACCUCCUAGGCUUCCGCACUGUAGGAACCAACCUCCUUUUCGACUUCGUAAAGCACACCAUCCUCCAAGAGUUGCCAACUAGCAGACUCCCCCCUGCCAAGAAGCAACAUUUGUUAGGCUUUAAAAGCGUUAGACCAACUCAAGUCAAAAAGGGGAAUCCUCGUUCAGCGCAAGCGGCGCAACAGAAGCAGGCCUCGCUAGUGUACAAACGAGCAUACGAUGCAUCUCGGAAGAACGUGCCGUUUGAUCCCUCCCUCACUCAAACAGUGCCGGAAGCGCAAGCGCUGUUUGAUGCCAACGGGAGAAUGCGCAAAGGGCAGAAGUCAAAGUUCCUCAGGCACCUCGUCGAGAAGCUAUUUCCGAGCUGCCUGCGGAACAGGCUCCCUGAAGACAGUGAAGCCUGGGUUGUUGAAGGGAUGUUUAUGCUUGGCACGGUGCCGAUCGCCGAGUGUGCGACACUGCAUGACUACUACGUUUGCCUCCUUGUCCGUCGAUGGAUCAUUACAAAACUAAACGGAAAGAAUGAGCGCGAGGUGCACGUUUCAUUUGACGACCGUGGGCACCAGACAGGCAACAAAAACUCCAUUCAUGCAGCCCGCGCCGAGCAGGCAGCCCCCUCCCCCGUCACCGCCAGCCUACCCAAACCCGAGUCAAUAACCCAGAACACAAAGAUCCCCACCAAAGGAAUCGAGUGGCGGGCAUGUGAAGCGGCGCUGAACAGAAUCGACUCGGG